Molecule: messenger RNA, 2467 nt
Organism: Uloborus diversus
Lineage: Eukaryota; Metazoa; Arthropoda; Arachnida; Araneae; Uloboridae
Product: nucleolar transcription factor 1-A-like
Exons: 16
Coding region: 182-2452 (756 amino acids)
Source: RefSeq, a predicted model, not a curated record
ACUGCUUCGAACGCUGGCCUGCGAUUGUCUCGAGGAUUCCCAAUUCAAGCCAUAUUUUCGAUCAUCACGUGUGCGGCUGGACAUCACCGGAGGCUAAAAAAAGCAGACGAUUCUUUUCCACGCAAAGACGCUGGUCCGAAUUCCCGAUUGCGAUAAAAGAAGAUCAGCAGUCGGUGGUAAAAUGGCGUCGACGGGAAUCUCCUCUCGCCGCAAGGCGUCCAAGAGACCGAGCCCUGCCGCCGCCGCCGAACCGUCCGCCAACGGACCGGUUCAGGGGCCUGACAACGCAUCGGUUGCGGCCAAGAGAAGCAAGGUUUCUGAGGGCAGUGGCAGUAAAUCAAAGUCCAAGAAGGAAAGCGAUGUUACCUUGUCCCGAAAAGUUAAUGAUGUUGAAAUUCAUGAUAAAGAGAAUCAAGGUGGGAAGCAAGUGCUGGUCUUCAAUUGGACAGCUGAAGAACUUACGCAGUUGAUAACAAAUUUAUCGGCUUGCUUGCCUCGAAAUGACUAUGUGAAGUACACAACUUUAAUAGACAAGUUAGAUUGGGAGAAAGUACGAUUUGGACAGUAUACUGCUGCUCAGUGUAAGGAGAAAUGGAUGCAAAUAGUUACGAAAUUGCGACGUUUUCGUACCUUGACUGAUAUGGUGACAGAUGCUAAAGCUUGGUUGAAACAGCCAUGGUCAUCUUACACUUCUUCCAAAAAACAGAAACAUCCUGAAAUGCCAAAAAAGCCAUUGACACCUUACUUUAGGUACUUUUUGGAGAAAAGAGAAAAGCAUAGUAAAGACAACCCCGAGAUGUCGAUGACAGACCUUGCAAAACUACUGUCAAAAAAAUUUCAGCAACUCCCUGAAAAGAAAAAACAAAAGUAUAAAGAAGCUUAUGAAAAGGAAAAUGAAACUUACAAACGGGAAUUGGAAAAAUUUAAAAAAUGUCAUCCCGAGCAAUUUCCUACUCCUGAAUUGCGUCAACAGGCCACAUCAUCUGAAGGUCCAGAUAAACCUCAUUCAGCUUUCAACAUCUUUGUGGCUGAUAAAUUGAAAAAAGCAGAGUUCAGUCAGAUUGAUCGAAGAGAAGCAAUGGAGAAAUUACGAAAGCAGUGGAGUAUCUUAAAUGAUAACAAAAAGGUUAAAUGGAUUAGAAAAGCACUCUCAGAUGAGCAGCGAUACUUGCUUGAGAUUGAAAAGUAUCGUACUGAACAUCCAGAUUUUCACCCUGAUCCUGUUAAAACAGUUUUAAGUAAAGCUGAGAAAGAAUUGAAAGAUAGAUGUGAUGGAAAACCAGAAAGACCUCCAAACUCUGGAUACAGUUUAUUUUCGCGAAUUAAAUUGAGAGAGUUGAAGGAUUUCCCCUCGAAAGCUAAGAUGGGUGAAAUAUCCCGAAUGUGGAAAGAACUUUCUGAUACUGAGCGUGAAAAUUUCAAUAAACAAGCUCAAAUGGCUAUUUCUAAAUACAAAGAGGAAUUUGCAACCUAUUUAAAUAGUUUACCGGAGAAAGAAAGAGAAAAAAUGAUAAAUGAAAUGAAGCCAGCUGGCAAAAAGAAACCAGUCAAUCAUAUUACUGUUGAAACCAUCAACAAUGACAUAUCAGAAUUGGAAGCCAUUGAUGGAGCCAGACCAAAGAAACCGCUUUCUGCCAUGUUUUACUUCCAACAAGAGAAGUUUUCUGUUGCUUGCCAGAAGCAUCCAGAUAAGUCAAAGCAAGAUCUUAUGAAAAUGCUUGCCAAAGAGUAUAAUGAACUGUCUGAGAAGAAAAAGGACAAGUACAAAAAAAUUGCAGAAGAAGCCAAAAAAGCCUAUGAUGAAGGCUCUACUUCUAAAAUUAAAGUUGAAAAUAGUGGAAAGAAAAAGUUAUUCAAAGGUGAACCAAGGCGACCCCCACAGAGUGGAUAUGGCUUGUUUUCUUCUGAAAAAUUAAGUGAAUUGACGCAUGUUGACCCAAAAAAUCGCAUGACAGAAAUAGCAAAGUUGUGGAAGACUAUGUCUAGUGAAGAAAAAGACAGAUAUGCCAAAAGGGUUCAAGACAUGAUGAAAAAAUAUAACAAGGAUAUGCAAAAAUUUUUGAAGGGGCUAACUGUGGCAGAAUUUCAAGAAUAUGAAAAAUAUCGAAAAGCUGCAAUGAAAAAGAAGAAUAAAAAAGGAACGGAUGGUGCUCAGAAAAUCAAAAAGGAGAGCGAUUCAGACAGCUCAGAUGACGAAUCAUCUGACGAUGACGACGACGAUUCUGAAAAAUCUGAUGUUGAUGAUUCAGGGUCUGGAUCUGGUUCUGGAUCAGGAUCAAGUUCAGGAUCAGAUGAUUCAGGAAGUGACUCUGGCAGUGAAGAUGAUGACGAUGAUGAUGAUGAUGACGACGAUGAUGAUGACGACGAUGAUGAUGAUGAAGACGAUGAUGAGAAAAAAGUAUAUCCUAGAAAUUACAUCUAUUAUCUACUUUAUGUUUCAGAUUUAUUCUAAACUAGCUGCGUCACC